This is a messenger RNA of Acytostelium subglobosum LB1, 1164 nucleotides long. RefSeq lists its product as hypothetical. Gene Ontology annotation, cellular component: plasma membrane. The transcript has 2 exons. Gene Ontology annotation, biological process: transmembrane transport. The record is from RefSeq and is a predicted model, not a curated record. NCBI's taxonomy places the organism in Eukaryota, Evosea, Eumycetozoa, Acytosteliales, Acytosteliaceae. Gene Ontology annotation, molecular function: water channel activity. Bases 1 to 1164 code for a protein of 387 amino acids.
AUGGAAACAGAGACAAGUAAUGGUGAUCCAGAGCAUGUGCCUCAACAACACAAUGACCAAGUUCAUCAACAACAACAGCAACAACAAUCGCAACAACAUCAACAACCUAGUGUAGCUGUCGGAAAUCAUGGUGCAAGACUUAGGAGGAAUAGACUGGGUCAGAGGGAUAGACGUGUAAAGAUCAUUAUGGUUCGGGCAUCUGAUACACCUGGCGGUCUGCUACGCUAUGACAACUCUGACAUCAAAGAGACUGGUUUGGAUUUGGGCAACGAUAAGACACUGCCACUUGAAAUGGAUCAGAUACAUGAUCAGGAUACCAAAUCAACUCCAUUCUCUUUCAGAGAAUACAUUAGUCUGCUGAUGGGCUGGGAGGAGGUACGCAGCAAACACAUGUUAAGAGCGGUCCUAACUGAAUUGAUUGGCACUGCUGUGUUCACCUCCAUGUCCAUUGGCAUCGUCAUUGCCGUUGUCAACUACUACAACUUCUCAGUCUUCAACCACAGCACACCGACACCUGGCUUGGUACCCAAUCCUUGGCAGGCAUUCUUCAUAUCGGCAUUUCACUUCUUCUUGUUGGUGAUCAUGAUCAUAGCAUGUGGACCAAACUCUGGUGGUAUACUCAAUCCUAUUAUAACAUUAACAACGAUGAUCACUGGAUUCACUACCAUUGUCAAGGGUACACUGUAUAUUUGUGCUCAACUUGUUGGUGCAAUCAUUGGUUCUGCGCUCAUCUAUGCUUGUGUACCAUUCGAGAUAUACAAUAGGACACUAUUGGCUUCAUGUACAUUUGGUAAUCAAAUGUCAAUAGGCAAUGCAUUGGCCACAGAGUUUCUCUUUGGAUUCUUCAACCUGUUUAUAACAUUCACUGUUGCACUGGACCCAAGACAAUCAAAGACAUUUGGUAUCCUUUCAGCACCAUUAGUCAUUGGUAUCACAUUGUUCAUUACAUUGUUUAUAUCGCAAGGACUUUUGUCCUAUUAUGCUGGGCCUGGAUUCAACAUAUCAAGAUGCUUUGGACCUGCUGUAGUAUCUGGGACUUGGGAUAAGUAUUGGGUAUUCGUUGUUGGACCUUUGAUCUCAUCAUUUGGUAUUGGGGUCCUUGUCAAUGUUAUUCCACCAUUCACUUAUGAACGUUGGAGGUGUCCAUCUGCAGGACAACAAUGA